Molecule: messenger RNA, 2634 nt
Organism: Symbiodinium sp. CCMP2592
Lineage: Eukaryota; Dinophyceae; Suessiales; Symbiodiniaceae
Source: the annotation of a GenBank genome assembly
AUGGGUGCACUUCCCUGGCGACCUGUCGCGCGAACCGCGACGAGCUGGGCGUUUUAUCUGGUCGCGGGCAAGGAGCUUUGCCUCCCUGAUGGCAUUCCAGAGAGUAACUGGCGAAACAUCCAGGAGGAGGACUUGGAAAGUGUGGGACUUCGCGAGACUGCGAUCCGCAUGGUCCUGUAUGAUUGGAUAUCUGCAGAGGUGGUCUCAGAACUCACAGGGAUCUUGCUCUCAGAGGUCUUGGGCUACAAUGUUACAAUCAAUACUGAACGAGCUACGGAAUCCGUCGCGGGCUCGUUGCAGCUAGCUGGUUGCGUUUCGCAAGACUGCAGUGAGAGACAGCCGCGAAGCCACGUGGCCAUGGACAGCUGGCUCUGGGGAACUCCCGGGGAGUUUGCGAAUUUGGAGACCACGCGCCCCAGCCUGGCACCACGAAGGUUAGGCUCCAUGGGCUGGACUGGCCAGGAGUCCCUGUAUGUGAAAGGCUCGGUACGUGAAGAGGCCUACCACACCGGUGGUCUUGCUUUGGACUUCUACAGGAGUUACAACACCUCCCAGCAUCAGGCGGCAAAGUUCUUCAGCCGUGUCGCCGACCUGGACACUGCUCAGUUUGUUCCCUGCAACUCGAGUAACUACGAGUCGACCAGCGAUUACCAAAUGAGGACCUACGCGGAGGUGACAGGAGAUACGGACGGCGUUGUCGAAACUCCAACUGGCUACAUCGCCAAGUGUCCGGAUGACUACUUCUGGAGGUCUCCAGCUUGUCGCCACAACACCUCGGAGUGCAUUCCCGUCAUUGCGGCGGGGUUUGGCUGGAAUUAUUACGUGUGGAUGCAGUGGUCUACAUGGUUUUCCAUGCCGACAGCAAUCGGCAUCGCCAAAGAAGGUCACUGGGAGUCGGUGGUGGAGAACUUUGAGACGGUUUUCUAUUGGUGGUAUCCCGAUGCAACUUUCCUGCAUCUGGACGCAUGGAUCGUGGCGAUGCCGCGGCACUCGCGGCGCGAGUGGGCCGUUGACUUCUACCGGACUGGCUUUCCGGAAGUGAUUGUUGAGAAGCUCGUAUCGAGUCACCUCCCUGUUCUGGCGCCUCGAGUCUCCAGGUUCUUGGAGAAGUUUUUAAUGGAUUUGGAAGAUAUCCUGGGCCUUUUGUUGGAGGUCCAUGAAGGAGCCACUCCUUGGGCUGCUGCCUGCAAUUGGGUUCGCCUAAACAGGCGCCUGUGGAUGGAGUGGAUUCCUGUAGACACGCAAUGCCUACCAGGCGAAGGGCUGCAAAGCUCCUUGAAAGAAUAUGUCACCAACCGCUCCGAUGCCGUCGGUUGCUCGACAUGUCGUCCCGGCAGCUUCUCCAAAUCCGUCGUGGAUGGCACUGGUGCAACCUUCGUGUGUGAGCCGUGUCCUGCAGGAACUUUCGAAAGUGCCUUUGGUCAGACUGCUUGUGUGGACUGCGAUUCGGGGACAUUCACGAAUAGCUCUGGCAGAGCCCAUUGCGAUUACUGCGACCUGGGUCGGUAUGCAAAUGCGAGCGGAAUGACUUCUUGUCAUGCCUGCGGCAGUGAGCAUUGGACUACCAGCCAGCUUGUCGUAAGCGAUGGUGUGGAGACAUGGGUUCAAGUGAAAGGAGUGACCUCAGGGUCGUUUUGCACUUGCGUCGCCGGUUGGUUUCUGAACCAGCAGGGGGUUUGCGAGCGGUGCAUCAGAAUGGUUUACCGAUGCUUUGGUAGAGCCUCCCGCUGUUCGGGUGGACCUCCGGGGUCUUGUGCAUCCGGGCGAGAUCCUGGGACGAUUACGUGCUCCGAAUGUCUGCCGGGGCGAAUGCCCCUUCAAGACGGGUCCUGCGGCCCCUGCGUCGCCACGUCCUACGCUGCUUUCGGCCUGGUCGUCUUAGCGCUGGUGUUCUGCAUCGCUCUGGUCUAUGUCGUCCUGGCGCUUCAAGCUGACCGGGCGACGCAACCCGGCCAUUUGUUCGUGGGCAUUGUGGCUUUAAGCCAGCUUGUGACCCUCAUCCAGCAGCUGCUCGUCGUGAGCAAGCUGGACAUCGAGUGGCACGAGCCCAUGAAUGAGAUUCUGAAGGGCCUAGCGGUUUUGGGCGUGGAUUUGGAUAUGAUUGCAUUCUCAUGCCUUGCAACUGUCAGUCCGGUCCUGAAGUAUGUUCUCUCUGUGUCAGUUACGCCCAUACUUGCCUGCAUCGCUCUGGUGCUGCACCUCUUGGCUGUGGCUUUCAAAAAGUAUGUGAGGCAGGACUUAAAGGUGAGGCUGGAUGCGGGCCAGCUGCUUCGGACGGUGGGAUCGCUGGUGUCGCUGCUCUUCAUCGGAAUCUUUACGGCUUUGGUGACGCCCUUCCAGUGCAACUCCCACCCAAACGGCCGGAUGACCAUCCAACAGUAUGCCUCAGUCUUCUGCAACCUGCGCGAUGCACACCUGCAGAUGAGCGUGAUCGGCGCAGUGGCGUGCUUGAUGCCACUAUCCUUUCUGGCUGUGUGCAUUUGGAUCAUCCACUUGGAGCUUCCCAAAAGGCUGCUUCGGGCCGAUGCCACCUACUGUCGGGCUUGCUCAUUCCUUUGGCUGCGCUUUCGGCCCGGAGGUGAGCGCUUCGUCAUCUUCAUGCAAGUGAGCUGCCCGGCGAAUUUCGAAUCAUGA